AUGAGCACCUUUUAUCAACCAUUAUAUAAUAGGGCUACAAAAUUUAAAUGGGAUUUAUAUAUUUAUAGAAAUGUUCAUAUUUGUGACAACUUGAGGUAUGAAGCAUUUUUUUUAAAGGGAUGGAAGAAUUUACAUGUAAGAAACAUACAUAAUGUUGUUUGUGGUAGGAAAAAAAAAAAUAUAUACAUAAAUGUAAAGGCUUAUCAAAAUAGUCAUAUUCCUAAGAAUACAAUAUCACGUAAUAACAUCAAUAUCAAUGAAGAUGAAGAAAAAAAAAAAAUAAUACUUGCAAACAAAAAUGUGAAUGGAAAUACGCUUCUUAAAUAUAUAGAAAAUGAUAAAAGAUUAUUACUAUAUGGGUUGUGUAAAAUUUUUCAAAAAAAAAAAAACGAACAAAUAAAAUGUAGCAACCUUUUUAAUAAUUUACAACAAAAUAUUAUGGAAGCAAUAAUUGGAAAAGAAAGUAAAUUGUCUUUUCCUGAAAAAUUAGUUUAUUUAAGUUGUGUAAAUAAUAAAGAAUAUGCUGAAAAAAUAAAUUUAAUAAAAGAUAAUAACCAUAAAUAUAUAAAAUGUAUAAAUGAUAAAAAUUUAUACAACUAUUUUUGUACAAUAUUAAAACAAAAAAAAAAUAAUAACUUAUCGAAUGAAGAAAUUAUAGAAGAUAUACAAUCAUUUUUAAGAAAAAAAAUAAAUAAUAAUAUUUUAAAUAGUAUAUCAAAUUAUCUUUUUAAUUUAUCCUAUUUAAACAGUAAGACUAUAAUAGAAACAAAUAGUUUAUAUUACUUUUCUUUAUAUAUUUUAAAAUAUAUAAAAAAUAAAAUAAAAAAAAGAAUGUCUAUAAUUCAAUUAGCUAGCUACACUGAAUUAUUAACAUCCAUAAUGUGUACUAAUAAAUUAAAAAUGAAAAAAGAAAAAAUGGAUUUAUCAUAUCAACCAAAUAUAGAAUCUUUCAACACAUUAAUGAUGUUAAAUAAAAAUGAAUAUUCAUUUGAAACUUCUAAUUUUUCAAAAACAUGUCGUAAUUAUAUAGACACAACUGAAACUUGUGAUAUAACAACUUCUUCAUAUAAUUUAACGAAAACAUAUUUAUUAUAUAUUGAUAAAGAUUUUAUUCAUUAUUUUAAUGCAUACAAUUUUGUUCGGGAACAAGAAUAUGAUAAAAAACAAAACGAAAAUAGCCAAAUUAACAAUUAUAAAACAAAAGAAUGUGUAGAAAAAAUAGACUCAUUAAAUUGUCAAGAAAAUGAAAUCGAAGAAAAUAAUCAAUGCGAUAAAAAACAGUUACAAGAUAUGAGUUUCGAAAUAAAAUACAUGAUAUAUAUUAUGAACCAUAUGAUAAUAUGUGCAUUAAAAAAAUGCUUACACAAUUUUAAGAAAGGAAUAAAAAAUAAAAAUUUCAAAGAUUAUAUUCAAAAUAUUUUAUAUGUACUAACUAAUUAUAUGUUUAAUUCUUUACAAUAUAACAUUUUUUGUAUAUCUCUUUUUCAAGCAUUUGAAGAUGUUUUAUUACAAUCUUAUAAUAAUUUUAUAGACAAUAUUAAAAACGAGAAUCGUUAUAUAAGUCGGAAUAAAAAUAAAGAUUUAGAUAAAAUGGCUGGAAACUGUUUUGAUUUAGUGCCUAUAACAACCAAAGUUUAUUUGAUACAUUUAUAUUCUCUAAAUUAUAAUAUAAAUAAUAUGAAUAAAUGUGAAAAUUCAAUUAUAUUUAAAAAUUUUUUAAAUGAAUUAUUUAUUGAUGAUUGUAAGUCAUUAAGGAAACGAGAAAAAGUAUUAUUAUAUAUAAGUAUUUCAAAAAUAUUUUUUUUAUCUAAAAAAAAAUAUAUAGAAAAAUUAAACAACAUAUUAUCUAAUGAACUAAUAAAUUUUACUUAUAGAGAUUUAUAUAUCAUAGUAUAUGCCUUGAGUUGUUCUAAAUAUAAUGAUCCACCUUUUAUUGAAACAUUGCUAAGAAAUAUUUAUAAAUUAAAACAUAAAUAUUCAAAUAACAAGCUACUAACAAUUAUUUCAAUUUUCCACUCAUUUAAUGUGAAUACCUCUAUUUUUAAUAUGUUGCUCUCUUAUUACAACCGAAACGAGUCUGUUUCUCAUAAAGAAGAGGAAGUAGCUUCUGAGGAUAAUUCUACAAAAUGUAUACGAAAACUAGAAGAAGAUUUGGAGAAUAAGGAACGAAUUUUAAUGGAAUUAUCAGCUCAUAUUAAACAGGACAAUAAUGAUAAUUUUACCUUUACAGAGUCAGAUAUGCUUGAAUUUAAUUCGAGUAACAAUAUGAAAGCAAAUGGAGAAUCGGAUAAAGAGAUCCAAGGAGAGUAUGCUAAGUUACAUUCCCAUUCAAAAAAAAAAAGAAAAUACAAGUCCUCAUAA
Plasmodium vinckei vinckei is the source of this 2361-nucleotide messenger RNA. RefSeq names its product conserved Plasmodium protein, unknown function. The record is from RefSeq and is a predicted model, not a curated record. NCBI's taxonomy places the organism in Eukaryota, Apicomplexa, Aconoidasida, Haemosporida, Plasmodiidae. The coding region runs from base 1 to 2361 and encodes 786 amino acids. The transcript is spliced from 6 exons.